AGCGCCGUCCACAGAGGAGCCUCCACAGGAACAUCACAUCACAGCAGCGGCGACGGCGAAGAUGCUGGCGGCUAUCUUGGAGCCGCUGGGCCUGGGCCUGUGCACGUGGGGCUCAAUGCUGGUGAUGGUGGCGUGCGUGCUGCCCACGUGGAAAGUGACAGCCUUCUUGGACUCCAACAUCGUGGUGGCGCAGACCAUGUGGGACGGUCUGUGGAUGUCGUGCGUGGUCCAGUCCACGGGUCAGAUGCAGUGCAAGGUGCACGACUCCAUGCUGAGUCUGCCGCGCGACCUGCAGACGGCCCGCGCCCUGACGGUGGUCUCGGUCGUGCUGGGCGUGCUGGCGCUGGCCGCCACGUUGGCGGGGGCGCAGUGCACCAACUGCAUCCGCCAGGAGGUGCUCAAGGCCCGCGCCGUGUACGCCGGCGGCCUCGUCUACGUCGUCAGCGGCGUGCUCGUUCUGGUUCCGCUCUGCUGGAUGGCCGGCAACAUCAUCACGGACUUCCACGAUCCCAAGGUGCCUCCCUCCAAGAAGAGGGAGAUCGGGGCCGCCAUCUACAUUGGCUGGGCCGCCGCCGCGCUCCUCCUGCUGGGGGGCGGACUCCUCUGCUGCUCUUUUGGCCGUGCGGCAAGAAACCCUUACCCCGUCGAGUACACACACAGCGAGAAGAAGCUCUAUGUGUGAACCAAAACUGAACCAGAACCAACAUUAUUUUCAACUCAUCAAUACUCCUAUUCAUCGAUGACUUGUGUGGACACUUGAUUAGGUACACCCUCUAAUGAUUUUUACCUGUAUGAAAUGUAAAUAUGCAAAUGAGGAUCCACUUUUUGAUGUUUUUGUACUUUUAUAAAGCUCUUUAAAUAAA
This is a messenger RNA of Nerophis lumbriciformis (worm pipefish), 863 nucleotides long. It is a transcript of the gene cldn5b, whose product is annotated as claudin 5b. Gene Ontology annotation, molecular function: structural molecule activity. NCBI's taxonomy places the organism in Eukaryota, Metazoa, Chordata, Actinopteri, Syngnathiformes, Syngnathidae. The record is from RefSeq and is a predicted model, not a curated record. Gene Ontology annotation, cellular component: bicellular tight junction; membrane.